Lentinula edodes (shiitake mushroom) is the source of this 474-nucleotide messenger RNA. RefSeq lists its product as uncharacterized. Lineage: Eukaryota; Fungi; Basidiomycota; Agaricomycetes; Agaricales; Omphalotaceae. The transcript has 2 exons. The coding region runs from base 1 to 474 and encodes 157 amino acids. The record is from RefSeq and is a predicted model, not a curated record.
AUGCCUGUUCUGAAUGACAAUACUUUCCAAUCACUCACCGGUCGCGAAGAAAGGAAUGCGGGGGGUUUUGACCACACUGGUCUCACGCCGGCGCCAUUAAAACAGCCACAAUUCGCUGCCGGGGGUUCAGACGCACUUCCCACGAUUUCCUUUCGAUCCGGAAUAACUGGUAACGAUGAAGGUGAACCUGCAGAUCGUUGGAAUGUGCGGGACGUGGUCGUAGAGUUUCUGGUGCAGAAACAUCUCUAUGAUGAUGCUACGCCUGAACAUUUUCGCUGGGAGAAUGGAUACCGACCAGAGCGAACAGGUUUCAUUCAAUUUACAUUGAAAGAUCAUGGGCAUUGCCAUGAAGGUUGUCGUGCCGUGGUGAACAAACCACACAGCCAAUGGACAGCAGGCCAACCACUUGUUGGUACAGUGGGCUCGGGCGGAGAGAGCUGGCAUACGGUACACGUUACUCAUGGCAAUACGUAG